UCUCUGCUGAGGUUAACACAUUUAACUGGAAAUGAUAAGAACACUCUGACAGCAUUAAUCUGAGAGGAACAUCUCAGCCUGCCCUGGUUGUCAAGGUAACAGAAAACCACAGUCCUACAAUCAGUGAUCUGUCAGCAGCUUUUUAUCAAAAUAUCAGUUCACAGAAAUGCAGCUCAGAGGGGUAUAAAUAUCAUGUGUAAAACUAAAGAGAAGUAAGUGAUAAGUGAAGCUGCAGCUCUUCCAGUGAGGACAGCACACACAGAGCAGACAGACGGUCUACCUGGACGUCAUGGAUCACCUGUUGCUGCUGCUGCUGCUGCUGUGGAGCUCAGGACUCCAGGCUGAAGAAAAUCACAACUCAACAGAGCCUGAUGAUGUCAGGUUGGUGGGAGGAGACAGUCGCUGUGCAGGAACACUGGAGCUGAAACAUCAGGGAGACUGGAGACCAGUGGAUGGCUAUUGGACCCUGAAGGAAGCAGUUUGCAGAGAGUUGGACUGUGGCUCUGCUGUUUCUGUAGAACGGAGAAAGGAGUCCUCAUCCAGAUCUGUGUGGAGGAUCAGGUCUGACUGUGUUCAGUCUGGAUCUGCUCUGAGGGAGUGUGUAACACCACGUUUCUCUAAAUCCAUCCUGGAUCUCACCUGCCUAGGUAAGCCCAUCAGUGACAUCAUCUAUGACAGUAAUGUUUCCAGUAUGUUCCUUCCUCCGUCACAGUAA
This is a messenger RNA of Sebastes umbrosus (honeycomb rockfish), 715 nucleotides long. Its product is annotated as scavenger receptor cysteine-rich type 1 protein M130-like. Gene Ontology annotation, cellular component: membrane. Bases 290 to 715 code for a protein of 141 amino acids. The transcript is spliced from 4 exons. Lineage: Eukaryota; Metazoa; Chordata; Actinopteri; Perciformes; Sebastidae. The record is from RefSeq and is a predicted model, not a curated record.